GAAAAUAGCGAUAUCAACACAAACCCAUUUCUUAAUUUGAGCGCUGUGUAUUCUUUUUUCAGUUGGGCGAUUGCCGGUGGAUUUCCGAAUCAUCAAAUUCGCUCGCACAUAAGAAAGAAAAAAUGGAGGUUGAAGGAGUGCAGUUGGAUGACAAGGCGAAGAGAAUGAGAGAUCUGUUAUCUAGUUUUUAUUCUCCAGAUCACUCUUCUUCUUCUUCUUCUACUUCUUCUCCUUCAUCUGCUUCUCUCCCCCGAAACACUUCUUCCAGAUUCGCCACACUCGACACUAUCAAUACCACUUCAUUCGACGCCGAUCAGUACAUGAAUCUCCUAGUACAAAAGUCAAAUCUGGAGGGUCUUCUUCACAAGCAUGUUGAAAUGGCUGCCGAGAUUAAAAAUCUUGACACCGACCUUCAAAUGUUGGUAUAUGAGAAUUACAACAAAUUCAUCAGCGCCACAGAUACAAUCAAAAAGAUGAAGAAUAACAUUUUUGGCAUGGAGACGAAUAUGGAGCAGCUUUUGGAAAAGAUAACAUCGGUGCAAACUAGGAGUGAUGGAGUCAACACUUCUCUUUUCGAAAAGAGAGAGCAUAUAGAGAAGUUGCACCGCACACGCAAUCUUCUGCGAAAAGUUCAGUUUAUUUAUGAUCUACCCACAAGACUUGAGAAGUGUAUCAAAUCAGGAACCUAUGCUGAAGCAGUCAAAUUUUAUACUGGAGCCAUGCCAAUUUUCAAGGCAUAUGGCGAGUCUUCUUUUCAAGACUGUAAACGAGCGUCCGAAGAGGCUGUUACUAUAAUCAUCAAAAACUUACAGGGGAAGGUUUUCUCGGAUUCCGAGUCAAUACAAGCAAGAGCUGAGGCUGUCAUGCUUCUUAAGCAAUUGGAUUUUCCGGUUGAAACUUUGAAGGUUAAAUUGUUUGAGAAGUUGGAACAGUUCCUCGUUGACCUGCAUCUUGAAUCGAAGGAAUUAACAAAUUUGUCAGUUGAUGUUAAUGAGCCUCCUAACCAGGGUAGUGAUCCAGACCCAUCUGAUGCUACAAUACAUGAGGCUUCUAUUCGUGAAUUUGCGGAAGCUGUGCGAGCUUAUAAAGUUAUAUUCUUGCAUUCAGAACCGCAACUAUCUAAACUCGCACAAGACCUCGUUAAGAAGCACUUCGAAGCUACUCAUCAACAAAUCACGAAGCAAGUUUGUGCUGCAGAUCUUCUAACAAUGCUUCGAGUUACUUGGACUGAUGUGCUUCUUAUGGAUGAAGUGCUACCCGAAGCUUCCUUGCCUGAGUUUACUUUGCAGUAUGCCCGUGUUGCUGUCAAAGAUUAUAUAUCCAGUGCAUUUGGUCGCCUUUUAGUUAAUAUUUCAGACUCGCUUAAGAAAGUCCAAUUUGCACCGAAAGAGGAUACAGUGGAAGAAAAUUCUUUGGAGACAGCCUUUGAAGCAAGCAAAAGGGCAGUAAUCCAGGGUAGUUUGGAUGUCUUGCUGGAUUUCCAACUGCUAAUUGAUGAAAAACCGGAAUUAUUACUCAAAUUGAGAGACUUAACAAUUGAUUGGGUCCAAAGAGGGUUCCAAGAUUUUUUCACGAAUCUCCAUGGCCAUUUCCUCUUGCUCUGUGGAAAGAGUAAUACAUCAGCAGCAGCAGCAGGUCAAGAUGUGAAUUUGAUAGACAAAAUUGCUGCUGGUCUUGUUCUUGUUCUCGCUCAGUUAACUGUUUAUAUUGAACAAAUUGCCAUUCCUAGAAUUACCGAGGAACUAGCUUCUUUUUCUGGUGGUGGUGGUGGCUUUGAACAUCAUGGUCCUGCUUUUGUUCCAGUUGAAAUCUGUCGCAUCUUUCGGUCUUCUGGGGAAACUUUCUUGCACCUUUACAUAAAGAUGAGAACUCUGAAAAUAUCACUUCUCCUGAAGAAGAGGUUCACAGCCCCAAACUGGUUCAAGCAUAAGGAACCAAGAGAAGUGCAUAUGUUUGUCGAUUUACUUCUCAAAGAGUUGGAGGAUAUAACAAGUGAAGUAAAGCAAAUUUUGCCACAAGGCCUCCAUAAUAAACAUCGCCGUACAAACAGCAAUGGGAGCACCGCAUCCUCACGGAGUAAUACUUUGAGGGAUGAUAAAUUGAGCAGGUCAAAUAAUGCUCAGAAGGCUAGAAGCCAGCUUCUAGAGAGCCACCUGGCGAAAUUGUUCAAACAAAAGAUGGAAAUUUUCACAAAAAUUGAUCAUACACAGGAAUCGGUGAUAACAACAAUAGUGAAACUUUCGUUAAAGAGUUUACAAGAGUUUGUGCGGCUGCAGACAUUUAACCGCAGUGGAUUCCAGCAAAUUCAGUUAGACAUUUACUUUUUGAAGACUUGUUUAAAGGAUAUAGCUGAGGAAGAAGCUGCUGUUGAUUUCUUGCUUGAUGAGGUUAUAGUAAGCACCGCUGAGCGAUGUCUUGAUCCAAUACCUUUGGAACCUGCUGUCUUGGAAAGACUAGUGCAAGCAAAGUUGGCUAAGACCACUUGAUUGUCCAGCAAGCAAUGCUCAAACUCUUACGUUUCUUCUCCAAAAAUAAAUCACUCUUCGACUAAAACAUCUUCAUCUUUAUUCAAUUUCGACCAGAACCAUUAAAUAUUAGUCAUGUGUAAUAUAUAUUAAUUCACUUGGUUUCUCAAACUAAAUCUAGUGAACAGGAGUAUGGUAUAUAUACAUAUUUCACACCAACUCCAUAAACAUGAAAAAAGUAUUUCUGAUCUUGCUCUAAGUUCAAACCCCAACUAUAUUCUCUAACUUGUCAAAAAAUAUGUUUAGUACCAUGUUUUUUUUUUCUUUUAUUAUUUGGCUCUGUUGCGAAAACAUGCACCAUUAAUGCAAUGACAUUUUAGUUAUUUUU
Erythranthe guttata (spotted monkey flower) is the source of this 2853-nucleotide messenger RNA. RefSeq names its product Vps51/Vps67 family (components of vesicular transport) protein. NCBI's taxonomy places the organism in Eukaryota, Viridiplantae, Streptophyta, Magnoliopsida, Lamiales, Phrymaceae. The record is from RefSeq and is a predicted model, not a curated record. Gene Ontology annotation, cellular component: GARP complex; membrane; EARP complex. Gene Ontology annotation, biological process: Golgi vesicle transport; Golgi organization; retrograde transport, endosome to Golgi.